AAGGUAAAAGACAUACUGGCAUACUGGCACAGUCCUCUUUCAAGGCUGGCUCCCUUCAAUCUUCUGGAAUUUGUAACCAAAACUUGAUCUUUCUUCCUUUCUUUCUUCUAAUUUCCAUAACCUAUUUUCAAGGUCUCUCUCCCCAAAAUGGAAAGAAGAACAGCACUCUCUCCGAUGUUACUCCUCCUGAUCAUGUCUGUGCAGCACCUGGCACUGGCAACCCCAACAAGAGUGAACACCUCGUCCAAGUACCAGAUCGCAUGCACAAUGUGCUCCGCAUGCGACAACCCUUGCAACCCAGUUCACUCACCCCCACCGCCACCCUCGCCGCAUCCGCCACCGCCACCAUCCCCACCGCUGUCAACUGCCCGCCACCUCCGUCCCCACCAAGCUCCGGCGGCGGCGGAGGCGGCUCCUACAACUACUACUCCCCACCCCCACCAUCUCAGCCCACCUACAGUUACUACUCCCCACCACCACCGGUUAUUGGUGGCACAUUCUACCCCCCGCCGACAAAUAACAAAAACUACCGAGCGCCGCCACCCCCUAACCCCAUUGUUCCCUACUUUCCGUUCUACUACCACGUCCCUCCCCCUUCAUCUGUUGGCAACUCUCUGAUCAAGUUAAUGGGUUCCUUGGUUUAUGCUGUCACUGCUAUUGGGUUUUCCAUUUUCAUUUGCUUGUUCUGAUGGUGAAUAAAAAAAGGUGGAAUAAUGUGACGGAUGAGCAGAUCUAGCUAGGAAACUUGCAGGUGAGAGACAGGUAAUUCGUUGGAAGUUGUUCAGUAUUUACUGAAGUGAGAUCUGAAAACCAGGAAUUCUGACUCAAAUCUGGUGAUCGGUAAUCCCUCUCUCUCGCUCUUCUCGACGUCGUCUGUGAUUUGUCGACAAAUUGUAACUAUAUAUAUUUUAUUUCCGAUAAAUACAAAUUAUUAUGAAAAUAAGACAUCUUUUCAGGAA
Molecule: messenger RNA, 959 nt
Organism: Juglans microcarpa x Juglans regia
Lineage: Eukaryota; Viridiplantae; Streptophyta; Magnoliopsida; Fagales; Juglandaceae
Product: proline-rich antigen homolog
Exons: 1
Coding region: 261-689 (142 amino acids)
Source: RefSeq, a predicted model, not a curated record